Strongylus vulgaris is the source of this 1059-nucleotide messenger RNA. Lineage: Eukaryota; Metazoa; Nematoda; Chromadorea; Rhabditida; Strongylidae. The record is from the annotation of a GenBank genome assembly.
AAAUGGCGUUGUCAUGCUAAUUACAUGAAGGUGAUCAGUAUUAUCAUUGUUGCGGCUGCUAUAUGGAGUGCUGUACCCGUAACUGGAUACGGUAAAUACAGUACUUUUCAUGCUAACAAAUUCUGUUCACUGGAUUGGCGACAGGGUGAUUUUGAUGCGACUGUGGCAGAAUCCUCUGAAGCAGCUCAUCACUAUAUUGGUUUUCUUACAGCUACUUGUUUGAUCUUCUUUCUAAUACCAACUUGCAUAGCGUCCUCGUUCUAUUACAGUAUCAUUGAUCAUGUAGACAGUGCUGUACCCGUAACUGGAUACGGUAAAUACAGUACUUUUCACGCUAACAAAUUCUGUUCACUGGAUUGGCGACAGGGCGAUUUUGAUGCGACCGUGGCAGAAUCCUCUGAAGCAGCUCAUCACUAUAUUGGUUUUCUCACCGCUACUUGUUUGAUCUUCUUUCUAAUACCAACUUGCAUAGCGUCCUCUUUCUAUUACAGUAUCAUUGACCAUGUGGACAGGUCAGUCCUGAAUUUACCGUACUGGCUACCGUAUAACUGGGUUUGUAGAUUGAGUUCGACUGAGGCACGUGAAGAAAAUGCAAAUGCAGCUGCGGAGUGCUGCACAUGGGCGCCGAGAGAUAAUGUGGCAAAGGUUGGCCUUGGCUGCCUUUUGGCAUCCACUCUUCCAUUUUUCGCCUAUUCUGUCGUAUGUCUGAAUCCUAUGAAGUCCGACUUUAACAAUGUUUCAUAUGUGGUUGUACCGGUGAUAAUAAGCCGAUUGUGUCCCCUGUUGAACCCAGUUUUUUACAUCUGGUGCAAUCCCGACAUUGUACCGAUCAACGCGUUCAUUGCAAAGCGAAGGGCUAAACGACGUGUGCCACCAAAAACCUAUCACACUAUUAACCUAAUCGCCGAUGUACCCGGAAUGUCGUUCCCGAUUCUUACCCCUGCAGUACCACUCCCUCGGCGACAACUCCCACAAAUUCCAUCAAACUUGAUAUCCACAAGCCCAAAGCCUACGUUCUAUGACAAUGUCGAUGAAACAAGCCCUAUGCUUCACACAUGA